UUCUCUGAGGCAUUGAGGCAUCCACCCAGGGGAGUGUAUUACGUCCGCUUUGCCUAAAAGGACGAUGAAUCGCGAAUGUAGUCGAAUGUGUAUCCACAAGACAUGGUCGCAGAAGUGGCUCGGACACAAGCCAGACAUCGAAGUUCGGAGGCUUGGCCCUGGAUGAAGCAGUGAGGGAAUAAACGCCACUGACUGGAACUCAGCAACUGGACAAGACAGGUAAUGGCUUGGUGGGCGAAUGUUGAACAUGAUUGCGAUGUGGUCUUUGGUCCAGGGGAAACACAUUUUUUCAGCCUCAUGAUGCGUCUUCAUAGUCCAUUGUCCAUUGUACGCCGUUUCACAUGGUCCGUCAGGGGGGUUGUAGCCGCAAUCGAAACACAGCAGGCUCUCGCACAGGCCGGAGAGGGGUUGCGGCCCCCAUGUGGGCUUUUCCCCGAGGGCACAAGGGGCUAAAACCUUUGAUCUUGGUAGAUAUUUUCUGUUCGCUAA
Periconia digitata is the source of this 489-nucleotide messenger RNA. The record is from the annotation of a GenBank genome assembly. Lineage: Eukaryota; Fungi; Ascomycota; Dothideomycetes; Pleosporales; Periconiaceae.